Messenger RNA from Brienomyrus brachyistius, 7375 nucleotides. RefSeq names its product ATPase phospholipid transporting 10A (gene atp10a). The transcript is spliced from 21 exons. The coding region runs from base 602 to 4957 and encodes 1451 amino acids. The record is from RefSeq and is a predicted model, not a curated record. NCBI's taxonomy places the organism in Eukaryota, Metazoa, Chordata, Actinopteri, Osteoglossiformes, Mormyridae. Gene Ontology annotation, molecular function: magnesium ion binding; ATP hydrolysis activity; ATP binding. Gene Ontology annotation, cellular component: plasma membrane. Gene Ontology annotation, biological process: phospholipid translocation.
AGUAGGUGGAGCAUACUGAGGGAAAGUUAGGUAAUCUACAUCGAAACGAGUAUCACGAUGUACUAAAAUGAAUGCGCUUUAAAUACCGUAUGGGUUACAUUUAAACGAUUGGAUGUUUGAAUUGAUAUUUAAUGCAAAACGAACAAAGGAAAAAUUAAUAAUUUGACUGGCAAAAAGUGUAAGGAUUGUGUGGGUGACUUUCGAUAGGAGGUGGGCGAUCUUUCUUAAGGAUCGGGCGGUGUUGUCGCGGUGGGACGCGGACAGCUGCGGUAGAAAAGGCCGGCGGCCGGCAGGGUGAUGCGUGGCAGCGGCUCCUCGGCGGAGGCGGGGCGUCCGCUCUCAGAUGACGAGCUGAUGGGUUUCAAGGCAUGAAGUGGGGAGAGAAAAACGGGAUGCAGCUGAACGAAGCUCCGCGAUCCCAAUAAGAGAAAGAAAAGGCGAAUAAACAAGAGAAAUGGGCAGGGGGGGUGCGCUGGAUGAAGCGGGGAGCGAUUUCUCCGGGAAGGACGGAAAAGCGGCAUGAUCACGUAGCGUUUCUUACUCUCCAAAUGAAAGCAGAAAGGAAGAAGAGGAAGAAAGUUUGGAGAGUUUGCGGCGCAGUAUGGCGCGGGAGUCCGGGGAAGCCGGAGCGCUGAAGAGUUGCGAAGUCAGAAAGCGGACGAAGAGGAAAAGCAAGAAGGAGAGCAAAAGCAGGGUCGUGCGGGCCGGGGGGGCCCAGGAGCCCCACAAGCGUUACGCCAACAACAAGAUCAAAACCACCAAGUACACGCUGCUCUCCUUCCUGCCCAAGAACCUCUUCGAGCAGUUCCACCGCUUCGCCAACGUCUACUUUGUGUUCAUCGCGCUGCUGAACUUCGUGCCGGUGGUGAAGGCGUUCCAGCCAGUGUUGGCCCUGGCCCCCGUCAUAUUCAUCCUGUCCGUCACGGCCAUCAAAGACCUGUGGGAGGACUACCGAAGACACCGCUCGGAUACAGAAAUAAACCACAUGGAUUGCCUUGUUUACUGCCAGAGUCAGCGACGUUACGUGGAGAAGUACUGGAAGCAGGUGCGCGUCGGAGACUUCGUCCGGCUGCGCUGCAAUGAGAUCCUGCCGGCGGACGUGUUGCUCCUGAGCUCCAGCGACCCGGACGGGCUGUGCCACAUUGAAACUGCCACACUGGACGGCGAGAGCAACCUGAAGCAGCGGCAGGUUGUGCGGCGCUUCCUGGACCUGGACUGUGAGUUUGACCCCUCCAAGUAUGACAGCGUCAUCGAGUGUGAGAAGCCAAACAAUGAUCUCGGCCGCUUCCGGGGUUACAUAAUCCACCGGAAUGGGAAGAGAGACGGACUGAAUAAGGACAACCUGCUGCUCCGAGGCUGUACCAUCAGGAACACGGAGGAGGCGGUGGGGAUCGUCAUUUACGCAGGCCAUGAGACCAAAUCCAUGCUGAAUAACAACGGCCCACGGUACAAGCGCAGCAAGCUAGAGCGGCAAAUGAACAUUGACGUCUUCUGGUGCGUCAUCAUCCUGCUGGUGAUGUGCCUGUUCUCCGCCAUCGGCCAUGGACUGUGGAUGUUCCAGUACGGGGAGACCAGACCUGUCUUUGAUGUCCUCAGCCCGGGGGGGACAGACUUGUCACCCGCCCUGUCUGCUGUCUACCUGUUCCUCACCAUGAUCAUUGUGUUCCAGGUUCUGAUUCCCAUCUCCCUCUUCGUCUCCAUCGAGAUCGUGAAGAUUUGCCAGGUGUACAUCAUUCAUCAGGAUGUGGAGCUUUACGACGAGGAGACAGACUCGCACCUGCAGUGUCGCGCGCUUAACAUCACCGAGGAUCUGGGCCAGAUGCAGUACAUCUUCUCGGACAAGACGGGCACGCUGACGGAGAACAAGAUGGUGUUCCGGCGCUGCGCGGUGGCGGGCAUCGAGUACUCGCACGACGCUAACGCACGCCGGCUGGCCAUGUACCAGGAGCUGGAUUCCGAGGAGGAGGACUGCACCUCCCAUGGGGGCACACUGCCGCGGCGGGACAGCACCGGCAGCCACCAGAGCGCCCGCGUGGUCCUGCGCUCCCAGAGCACCAAGUCCCACCGCCGCACGGGCAGCCGGGCCGAGGCCAAGCGGGCCAGCAUCCUGUCCAAACAUACGGCCUUCAGCAGCCCCAUGGAGAAGGACGUCACGCCCGACCCUCAGCUCCUGGACAAGGUGAACGACUGCGCUAGCCAGAUGGAAUUCAUGCGCCUUCACGCUCAGCCGCUGGCCCAGCUGCCCUCCGAGCUCUCGGACAUCAUUGAUUUCUUCGUGGCGCUCGCCAUCUGCAACACCGUCGUGGUGUCGUCGCCCAACCAGCCGCGCCAAAAGGUGCGGAUGAGGUUUGAGCUGAAGUCGCCCGUGAAGACCAUCGAGGACUUCAUCAAGCGCUUUACUCCCAGCCGCCUCACCUCGGGAUCGAACAGCAGCAGCUCGUCCAGCUUGGCCACCAGAAGCUCCGCACCACGGGCUGGCUCCAGCCUCCUGUCGUCGCCGUCCACCGAGGGCACCCUCCUCAGGCUGGAGGAGGAAAAGUCCCCAGGCCCCCUGGAAGGAUCCUUCCGACCUGUCCCACCACACUCGGCUUCUGAGGAAGCAGAGCUCCGCUACGAGGCAGAGUCGCCGGAUGAGGCAGCCCUGGUCUACGCCGCUCGAGCCUACAAGUGCGCCCUGGUUGGCCGGCUCCCUGACCAAGUGACUGUGGAGCUGCCUCACCUGGGCAAGCUGACCUUCGAGCUGCUGCACACUCUGGGAUUCGACUCGACCCGGAAGCGCAUGUCUGUGGUGGUCCGCCACCCCCUGACAGACGAGAUCACGGUUUACACCAAAGGAGCAGACUCUGUUAUCAUGGACCUCCUAAGACCGCCCACCUCAGAUGACACCAAAGGCAAACGACAGAGGAAAACACUCUACAAAACCCAAAACUAUCUCAACCUUUAUGCCGCCAAUGGACUCCGAACACUCUGCAUCGCCAAAAAGGUCCUCAGCAAGGAGGACUAUGCUGCCUGGCUGAAAAGCCACUUGGCAGCGGAGACUACCAUCCAGGGCCGGGAGGAGCUGCUCUUUGAGUCUGCCCUGCGUUUGGAGACCGACCUCCAGCUCCUAGGAGCCACCGGCAUCGAGGACCGGCUCCAGGACGGCGUCCCCGAGACCAUCGCAUCGCUGCGAAAGGCUGGUUUGCAGAUCUGGGUGCUAACUGGGGACAAGCAGGAGACGGCCAUCAACAUCGCCUACGCGUGCAAGCUGCUCGACCCCGAGGAGGAGAUCAUCACCCUGAAUGCCGACUCGCAGGAAGCCUGUGCCGUUCUAUUGGAGGAGAGCUUACACUACAUCCGGUCCAAAUUCCUCUGCGACGCCCCGGAACAGGCCACCCGUGCUCCGCAGGAUGACCCUUCCUCCCUGCCCGUCCUGGUGCACCGGCUGGGCCUGGUAAUCGACGGGCGUACUCUGGCCUACGCCCUGGACAGGAGCCUGGAGGACAGGUUCCUGGCGGUGGCCCGGAGCUGCCGCUCGGUGCUGUGCUGCCGGUCCACGCCACUGCAGAAGAGCAUGGUGGUGAAGCUGGUGCGGAACAAGCUGAAGGUCAUGACCUUGGCCAUAGGGGACGGGGCUAAUGACGUCAGCAUGAUCCAGGUGGCCGAUGUGGGCGUCGGAAUCUCGGGCCAGGAGGGGAUGCAGGCUGUGAUGGCCAGUGACUUUGCCCUCCCGCGCUUCCAGUACCUGCAGAAGCUGCUGCUGGUCCACGGUCACUGGUGCUAUUCCCGCUUGGCCAACAUGAUCCUCUACUUCUUCUACAAGAACGCGAUGUUUGUCGCCCUUAUCUUCUGGUAUCAGUUCUACUGUGGCUUCUCUGGCUCGGCCAUGAUCGACCAGUGGUUUCUUAUCUUCUUCAACCUGAUGUUCUCCGCCUUCCCUCAACUGAUCACCGGCACCCUGGAUAAGGACGUGUCAGCAGAGACGCUCCAGGACCGACCUCAGCUCUACAUGAGUGGGCAGAACUCGGAGGAAUACAAGCCAUACAUGUUCUGGAUGAAUAUGAUUGAUGCCUUCUACCAGAGUCUGGUCUGCUUCUUUAUUCCUUACUUUGCGUACUCCGACUCAGACGUUGACCUCUUCACUUGGGGCACUCCCAUCACCAGCCUGGCACUCUUCACCAUCCUGUUGCACUUGGGCAUCGAGACAAAAACCUGGACUUGGCUGAACUGGGCCUCCAUCGCCUUCAGCGUUGCCCUGUUCCUAACCAUAGCUCUCUGCUACAACGCCUCCUGUCCUUCCUGCUACCCACCCUCCAACCCCUACUGGACCAUCCAGCGGCAACUGGCCAACCCGCUCUUCUACCUGCUCUGCCUCAUUACCCCUGUCGCCGCCCUGCUGCCCCGAUAUUUCUACAGGGCGUGUCAAGGCACCCUCUUUCCUGGCCCGGUCCAGUUGGGGCGUCAGCUGGACAGGCUGCCCCCCGAGGCCCGGAGGAGCGCGCUCGGCCAGACAAAAGUGACGGGGGGGCAUCACUUUGCCUCCCAGCCGCCCCUCUACCACAUUCCCGGGUUUUUCUGCAACCAUGGAGCAGAGGGAUACAAGAAGCGGGAGGCCUCCACGGACUCGGCCAAGGAGGGGGUAGGCCUCUCUGGAGGCACGGCCACGGCCGAGGGCGGCUGGGGACCAGACGCUAAGCGCAGCGGCCUGCCUCCUGAAGUGGACACGCUGCUGUACUUGCAGGGGGAUGCAUCCGACGGGCGUUCCUAUGCAAACGCGGCUGUCGCACCUUCAGGUUUCAGCCUCGCGGACAGAGCAACGCCCCCACCCCCGUUUACGCAGCAUGAGUGUGUGCCACUGACGACGGCAGCCACCUGCGUACAGAGUGCCCCCGGAGGGGAGGGGCUCGGACUCCCUCCCAGUACUGCGACGAGGCCGGAGGGGAGGACGGCGGAUUCCCUCGAGACGACCUUAUUAUGAUGCAUUGGCUUAUAACAUCACUCCGGGGCACAUUUGCACGUUAGUUAUUUCAAAUUGUAUUAUAUUUUCAUUUUGGAUUUUUUUUUUUAAUAUAAAGAUAGGUACUGCUGUGCAUGUGUAUACACAUACACCUACACAUGCAUGUAACUCUGAAAUAUAAAUAAAAUAUAUUUUAGAUGUAAAAAGUUCAGAAAUUAUAUCCUGCAAGCAAAUAUCUUAUGCAACUGGACAGACUUGCUAUUCAGUUGAAUUCUGGAAGAUUCUAAUUAGUCUCAAGGUUACGGUUUGAGAGUGAAAUAUUUAGAGGUAUAAUUAUCUUGUUCGGAACCAGCAUUCUGUGACUGUCCCCUUCCUCCUAUGCAAAAUGUUAUUGCUUCCCAUUUGUGGUCUUUCUAUCCUUUUCUGUUUGUUUUUACUAUGCAGUGGGUCCAAAAUGUCUGAACUGAUUACUGGUUUGGCUGUGCUGCCGCUUGUUGACGGCCAGGAGGCUGGUGCUGAUAAAACUCCUCCUCGGUGGGGGGGGGGGGGGUCUUUGUCUUUCCAUUAAAAUCUAGUAAGGCAGAACAGGAUGGGCGACACUAAGUAUAUCAGCACCGUGCCUGCAGACGUCACCAUAACCAGACUGGGUGUGAGGUUAGGCCCCACCCCACAUGGGGGUUAGGUCACAUCAGUGAUAAUGGACGGUAACCUUGUGCUGCUGUGUAAGUAUGUUGUGUAUGUUGUGGUCUUAUGACCUACAUUCCCCUUCAGAGGUUAUAUAAGCUACACCAAAGCUGAAGUGUCUCUCGCGAGGCUCGACUGUCGACUUCCUCCCGGAAUUUGCGUGUCUGUCGAUCUGGGUAGGAACAUAGAGCAGGGGUGGUAAAACUGACGCGUCCAGCGUGGGGGGGGGGUUUGGCUGGAUGGUAUGAUAAGGAUUUCAGAAUGACUGACGCAGCCUGUGUGUAGAGAGCCAUAUCCCUGAUUUCGGACCAAGGGCUGCGCAUGUCGCACUGCACUCGUCAUGCAGUGGUUCAGCCUGCAGUCUGCCUGGUUCUGAGCUGGACUGAGGCUCUGUCACAGCAGACGUGCUGCUGGGUCAGUGCUACGCCAGCCUCGGGUUCAGACAGGAGCAGAAGUGCUUUCCGGAUGGUACGUACCUCUGCUACUCGCAUUCCUGAUCAUCCCCUAAGUGCUGCAGUUACGUGGUUCAAGUGGAAAACGGUGCCCCUUGUGGCCAUCUCUGGCACUUCACAUUUUACACUUCUCCUCGUCCUUAAACGGGCUCUCUGAAUCACACGGCAGUGCCAGCAUUUACCGUUAUUCCUUCAGCGCGGAUUAUGUGGAAUAUUUGCACUAGUUAAGAUGACGAUCUUUCAUAUCUGUGAUCUGAUUUGAAGUUUUCAGCACUUGGACUGUGUGUUGGUUUUCCUGUUGCCAAACUGCAGUGCUCCCUUCCUUCACUGGGUCCAGCACUCCCAAAGGCACUGGGGCGGUGCUCUGAAGUGCCAUUAUGCCACGCUGCGUUGCACUGUGUGGUCAACCUAAUGGAACCCAGUAAAUUAACUGGUCAGGGACAGGUGACCUGCGAUGUUUCCUCCUGUAGCCUCACGCCUCAUUUUCCACUGUCGGCAGUUUGACCAAAUUUUGCCAAAGGGAUCAGUGUAUAUAUUAUCUUGUCAUCCUGUCUUCUACGGUUUUCCUCCAGGGAUUUAAGUUUUUUUUUUUUUUUUUUUUUUCCAUCAUUGCUUGUUUUUAGCAACCAAACAAAUUUUUGUGUGUGUUUGUAUGUGUUGUCAGAAUGCAGUGUUUGUAGAAAUAUCCUCUGUCAUUUCUUUGCCUUCCUGUCAGUCAGCAGUGGGUGUGAACCGGCGACCUUCACGUGCCUUAACACUGGAUUAUACAGAAUUAAAGUUACUGCCUUUUAUCGUGAUUUUUUUUUUUUUUUGCCCACUGUAAAUGAGAAAUAAUGGUGCAUUUCCACAGAAACCUUCCAUAGCAUAUCUGUUUAUCUAAAUGUCCAAAUGAGAUUGUUCUUCUCUUGGGAAACACCCACUGUAGCGUUCAGGAUCUGAUCCCAGCUCCUGCAGAAUCGUUCUCCUGUGGGAGACCCUGUCUGCUCACCUCUUCCCACACUUGAGGUCGAUGUAUUGUAAUUGGACAUCAUGUGUCUGAUUUAUGGAGACUGUUAACACUACCUUAGCAAUAUUUCUGUUACUAGAAGCACCAUUUUAUGCAAUUACUCUGGUCUUUGUGGGUAUGUGUUUUAUUCCUUUGUUUUUAGCUGGGAUCUGCAGUCAUUAAGAUAAUUGGUUUCAAGCUGUUCUUUGUGCAAACUGAAGUUGUUUUCCUGCCAUAUUUUUUUUUUUUUUUAAAAGACUCAACGAUUUUGUUGCAAAAUGGAAAUAAAUGGCUUCCUUUGUAUGACAUGAGACAAAA